Molecule: messenger RNA, 881 nt
Organism: Lactuca sativa (garden lettuce)
Lineage: Eukaryota; Viridiplantae; Streptophyta; Magnoliopsida; Asterales; Asteraceae
Product: inner membrane protein PPF-1, chloroplastic
Biological process (GO): protein localization to chloroplast; thylakoid membrane organization; protein insertion into membrane
Cellular component (GO): chloroplast thylakoid membrane
Molecular function (GO): membrane insertase activity
Source: RefSeq, a predicted model, not a curated record
AUGAAACCGGGUAUACCAGGACAGGGAUGGGUAUCUCCAUUUGUUGUAAAUGCAGAAUUUUGUGUGGCUCUCCUACGUGACAGGAUUGAACGGGCAGAUUUCCCUGUUUGCGACGGAAGAUUCCCAUGGCUAAAAAUGAUCCCACUGAAAGUACUGGGAUUCGUUUGGCGUGCUAAACAGAACAAGAUAGCCUCAUCUGAAGCCCUCCAAAAAGGGGCAUUAUAUUGGAAUCGUCCUUGUAUGUAUCAUCCAGGUGUCAAUAAACAACCAAGAGCUACUGAAAAGUUUAAAGAGAUCAGUGAUGCGUAUGAGGCAGAUGAAGAUAUGUAUUAUGACACAGCAGCCUACCUAGUAUUACAUGUACUUAUUGUUCUUUCUCAGUAUCUAUCAAUGGAGAUCAUGAAGUCACCCCAAACUGAUGAUCCAACUCAGAAAAACACACUUCCUAUCUUCAAGUUCCUUCCGCUCAUGAUUGGCUAUUUUUCUCUAUCUGUCCUAUCGGGAUUGUCAAUUUAUUGGUUUACAAACAAUGUGUUGAGUACAGCUCAGCAAGUAUGGUUAAGAAAAUUGGGAGGUGCAAAGCCUGUUGUGGAUGAGAAUGCAGGUGGAAUAAUAAGUGUGUGGCGUGCAAAAAGAUCCUCUUCUCAACCAUCAGAGUCCUCUGGUGCUAGGCUUAAACAGCUAAAGGAAGAAGAAAAGAGAAAAUCAAAUAAGGCACUGCCUGAAUAGAUGAAGCAGAGUAGGUGAAUGGGUAAUGAUGUUUGUAAGUUUCUUUCCUACUCUGAUUGAUACACUAAAUGACCAUCUUUAUUUUGCAGAUACUGAUAAAUACAUGAAUGGUGGUUGUUUCCAAGGUCUUCAUAAGCUUUUUCUGUUGUUGU